Molecule: messenger RNA, 2885 nt
Organism: Coccinella septempunctata (seven-spotted ladybird)
Lineage: Eukaryota; Metazoa; Arthropoda; Insecta; Coleoptera; Coccinellidae
Gene: dpr12
Product: lachesin
Exons: 10
Coding region: 523-1413 (296 amino acids)
Biological process (GO): synapse organization
Cellular component (GO): neuron projection membrane
Source: RefSeq, a predicted model, not a curated record
CAGUCAAUAGGACCCGCGACGUCCUGAAGGUUAGAGCGGCAGGUUGCCGCAGGAAUCGAAUUUAUUUUGCGGAGCUGAAAACGGAUUCGCGGACUGCCAAUCGGUGCACUUCGCUGGAAAAGCGUUUUUCUCAAAUGAAAAUUUUAAUGGAUGGGAAUCGAUUUUUAUCGAAGUUUUGAGUUGUGAUCCGAGUGAAGGUUGAGACUUAACAAGUUUUUUUCGAAAGUUUUCGUGAUUGUUGAUGACAGUGAUUGAUCUGUGCAAGUUUUUGAAACUUUGUGCUACAAGAAUCAUUCGAAGAAGAGUGCAGUUGAACCUGGAUUAACCGUGAAAGAUAUCUGUGGCAGUGUUAGUUUGAUGUUAGUGAAUCUUUUCAUGAUUGAAUGAUCGUAUGAAGUUCUCAACUACACUUGCAGAAAUCUCACUGGUCGAUCAGACUUCUAACAAACUAGAGCUGAAUGGACCAAUCCAUUGAAACCUAUUAUGAUUGCUGACUAAGUUACUUCUUCUCAAGAAAGCACCAUGUGGCUUCAACAUUUCUGUCUGCUGCUUAUAUAUUGGAUAGCACCUGCUCUUCUGAGUCAGCAAACAAACACAAAACAGAACGAUCUUCAGAAAUACUCGGAAUGGAAACAACUUUGGUAUCCGAAUCUGGAGGAACUUGCAAAAGCGGAGGCGAGUCUCGCUUCUGACAACAACACAGUCACUAACAUCACUGUACAGCUAGGUGCCACAGCAUUUCUUCAUUGCCAUGUGAGGAACUCUCAUGAUAGAACGUUAGCAGGCUCAGAGCAAGUGUCCUGGGUGAGGAGGAGAGAUUGGCAUAUCCUGUCUUCAGGAGUGUUCACUUACACCAACGACGAGCGCUUCCAGAUUCUCCACAGCGAAGGUUCAGACGACUGGACCCUGCAGAUCAAGUAUGUGCAAAAAAGGGACAACGGUACUUACGAGUGCCAGAUUUCCAGCAAUUCGGGGUUGAUAUCUCAUUUUGUCAAUCUACAAAUCGUAAUACCAGAGGCCACAAUACAAGGAAGCAAAUCGGGCGAACAUCAUGUUGAUGUUGGCAGCGUCAUCGAUCUGCUGUGUAUCAUAGAGAAGAGUCCCACUCCACCCCAAUACGUAUUUUGGUACCAUAAUGAGCAUAUGAUAAAUUAUGACACAGCAAGAGGAGGAAUUACGGUAGAUACGGUACCAGGUCCUCGGACUCAAAGUCGCCUCACAAUCCGAGACACAAAUGAUGCAGAUUCUGGAAAUUAUACCUGCUCUGCCUCCAACACAGAGCCUGCUUCCAUUUAUGUUUUCGUCUCAGAAGGUGACAACGUAGAUGCCAUCCUGAUGCGUGGAUCCUGCUCGAUGUGCAUAACACACAAACUGAUGGUGUUAGUUAUCGUUCUCGCCACUAUAGUUCGAUAGAAUAAAACGGUUGUCACCGAUCUGCGACCCGAGAAAAGGAUGGACACGUAAGCCUCGUGUGAUAUGGUGGAGUGAAAAGUUGAAAAGUCUGGUGAUAUAGAACGACCGAUUCUACAUGUGAUUCAUUACCGAAAAAAUUCUGAUUACUAAAGGUGCGUUUUCUCCUCAAGCGCGUUGAUAUUAUUUGAUUGAUGUUCGAUUCGAUACCUACCUGUCAUCUGUCAUUCAUGAAGUUCCGAUUGAACCUGAUGACCUUUCAGUUCAGAAAUAUCGAAUUCCGCCUAACCUGCCGAAUAAGCAAUUUGGCAAGAAACAAUUGAUCCUAUAGUCUCAUUCGAAAUAAAAUACCGAAGAGAUUACAUAUUUGUUUUUUGAAAAACGACGAACUGUUUUCUUCAAAAACAUUUACCAUCUUCAAAUGCUCACUCUUUUUUAGCUGAAAAACUGUUACAGAUAAUUCAAGAUGUGAAAAUGAUCAUAUGGCAACAAAGCAAAAUAUUCGUCUAAUGAUCAAAUGAUGUCUUACAAAAAACAUAACUUCUUUGCUUUCGGCAGUAUUCUCUGAAUUCGAAAUAUUAAAACACAAAUUUAUCGUUUGCUGAAAAAAAUUUUCAUCUCUAUCUCCAUUUUUUCUUGAUAAUAUUUAUAUACUUAUUCGAAAUAUAUCGAGGAACUAUAUUUGAGCACUGCUGCAUAAAAAUCCAUUUGAUUUUCAAUAUCAAAUAUGAAGAAGUUUCAUUAAAAAAACUACCCCAAUACAAUACAAUACAAUAAUUUUGCCAACAAAUUAUUUUUUUUUGUAUCAGCAGGUAAUUUGCGCCCCCAAUUUGGAAACAAAUUCGAGUAAAAAUGUAUAAAUAUCAACAUGAUCUAGAAGUUAAUUUCGAAUUUCAUUUCUGCAAUUCGCUUGGAUUGCAUACAUUUUAAUCAAAUUCAAUGAUAAUGAUGAUAUUUUUUAAAUACCUACAAUUGUUGACUGCCUAGACGUUAUAUCGCCUGUUUGCAAAAUAUUUUCAGAUCUUUAAACUUUGUUAGGUACUGUCAAACUUGAGAACAACUCCAUGCACCUUUAUCUGUAUUUAAUAGCGAACUUAAUUCAAACGUUCAGUUGAAUAUUUCAGUGCGUGUAUAUUCCUAAUGAAUGGUUUAGGGAACCCUCCUGUAACUCAGUAAUAAAUCUGAAGUAAGACAGUUAUUAUGCUAUAAUUCCGUAAAGCGUGAAACUUGUGAACAACUAGUUUAAUUAAAUUGUAAAACUUAGUUAACGCGUUCUAUGGAAUUUUCAAUUCGACUUCACCAAUAAAGACAAUUCAACUGAGACGUGGAAUCCGUAUAGCAAAAUUGUCGACGAUGAAAAUAAUGACUCUGCCACAAUUAUUCCUACUCAGUGCUGAAAUUCGAAAGAAAGCGGAAAAUAGGAAGUAAAGGUGAUAUUUUCAUCAACUCUCCAAUAGGAAACUUCUGUCCAGUUU